AUGCUAGUGCAGUAUGCGAUAAGCGGACUGCUGGUGAUAGUGGCACAAUGCAUUCGAGAAAUCAAUGGCGAGUAUCAAACCAGCCUUACCUUUAACGAAAUCUUGCCCGAAGACCCCAAACUGUACGAUAAGAUGCGACCACCGAAAAAGGAUGGCCAGCCGACGAGCGUCGCGUUCCACGUGACCGUGAUGGGGUUGGAUUCGAUCGACGAAAACUCGAUGACCUAUGCGGCCGACAUCUUUUUCGCGCAGACGUGGAAAGAUCAUCGGCUACGAUUGCCGGAAAACAUGACGUCCGAGUAUCGGUUGCUGGAGGUGGACUGGUUGAAGAAUAUGUGGCGCCCGGAUUCGUUCUUCAAGAAUGCAAAAUCCGUCACGUUCCAGACGAUGACCAUCCCGAACCACUACAUGUGGCUGUACAAGGACAAAACGAUCCUGUACAUGGUAAAGCUGACGCUGAAGCUGUCCUGUGCGAUGAACUUUCUGAUCUAUCCGCACGACACGCAGGAGUGUAAGCUGCAGAUGGAGAGUUUGUCCCACACGACCGACGACAUGGUUUUCCAGUGGGACGAGGAGGUACCGUUGGUUGUGGACGAGCAUAUCGAGCUGCCACAGUUGGCGUUGGUGAAGAACUAUACAGCCGAUUGCACCCAGGUCUAUUCGACUGGUAACUUCACCUGUCUCGAGGUGGUGUUUGUGUUGAAGCGACGUCUCGGGUAUUACCUAUUCCACACCUACAUUCCGACCUGCUUGAUCGUCAUUAUGUCGUGGGUUUCGUUCUGGAUUAAACCGGAAGCUGCUCCGGCCCGCGUAACACUCGGCGUAACAUCCCUGCUCACACUCAGCACCCAGCACGCUAAAUCGCAAGCAUCUUUACCGCCGGUGUCCUACCUUAAAGCGGUCGAUGCGUUCAUGUCCGUCUGCACCGUGUUCGUGUUUAUGGCACUGAUGGAGUACUGUCUGGUAAACAUUGUGCUGGGUGAUUCCGAUCCUCCCACACCGAAACCUCAUCCACCCAAGAUGGACAAGUUUUUCGAUUUUACCGCCAAAAAUGGGAAACGCAACAGUAAGUCGCACGAGCAUACGCACGAGAUCCCGAUCACCACGUUUCAGCGGCAGGAAAGCACACUGCUGCUAUCACCGGUGCCGCACAUCCAAACGAUUCCACCACCACCGAGUAAACCGGCCUCGGCCAUACCGAAGCUAACGCCAGCCCAGAUGCGGCUCAAGCGUGCGAUCAACAUCGAUCGGUUUUCGCGCAUAUUUUUCCCAUUUCUGUUUACGCUACUUAACGUCACGUACUGGAUCAUGUUCUACGAGUAUAUUUAAACACGUGCAAUGGUUAGUAGGCUAUGAAGUAGUAG
Anopheles maculipalpis is the source of this 1364-nucleotide messenger RNA. RefSeq names its product glycine receptor subunit alpha-3 (gene ort). The record is from RefSeq and is a predicted model, not a curated record. Gene Ontology annotation, cellular component: neuron projection; membrane; synapse. Lineage: Eukaryota; Metazoa; Arthropoda; Insecta; Diptera; Culicidae. The transcript has 5 exons. Bases 1 to 1329 code for a protein of 442 amino acids. Gene Ontology annotation, molecular function: transmembrane signaling receptor activity; chloride channel activity; neurotransmitter receptor activity. Gene Ontology annotation, biological process: nervous system process; signal transduction; chloride transmembrane transport.